Orbicella faveolata is the source of this 3508-nucleotide messenger RNA. Its product is annotated as TNF receptor-associated factor 6-like. Gene Ontology annotation, biological process: regulation of canonical NF-kappaB signal transduction. The record is from RefSeq and is a predicted model, not a curated record. Gene Ontology annotation, cellular component: plasma membrane signaling receptor complex. Lineage: Eukaryota; Metazoa; Cnidaria; Anthozoa; Scleractinia; Merulinidae. Gene Ontology annotation, molecular function: zinc ion binding.
AUGAAAGGGAAUCACUGCGACACGCGCGGAUCUACUUCCUUUCCCUCGCGUGCCUUAGCCCACGCACGCUGCUUGUGGGCUGCUUCAACCCGCUUCCUAUUAUUCUAUUAUCACUCGAGCGUCUGCUGCGCAUACUACUAAUGCGUUCUAGUAGCAGACUCCUUUUCCAAUGUUCACACUGCAACAUAAUCCCGUAACGAUUGCUAGUUCUAAUGUGUGUUGUUUUGUGUGCGCACGUUUGCGUGUUCGCGCGUGCUUGUGUAGGGACAAGGGCGUAUAAUUUGUAACAAAAUUCCUCGGGGCACUAAUACACUAGUCAUAUGAAACCCCAGGAUUCCCCCCUCAGGCAUGGCCAGGGUAAUGGUCAUAUUCACUCUAUUUUGGACCCUCGGUAGGCAGGGAACGCGCUAGAAAUCACGGUCUUCGCAUCCCGAACCGGAUGAACUUUCUGUACGUGAUGCAGGACACUUCAUGGUCGACUGAGUACUCUUAUUCCUACGAAUGUUUAACAGCCGAUUAGCGAUUACCUAUGGAUCACAAGUAUUUUUUCUUUAGGCUUCAGUGGCGCGGUCGUCUACGAAUCGAGUGGUGUGGGCUUGAGCCCUGGCUGGGGACAUUGUGAUGUGUUCUUGGACAAGACAUCAACUAUCGAAGGAAUUUUGUGUUUGAUAUUUGCGUGGUAGUUCCUUGUCCCUAAUAUGGUCAAUGCAGUUCAGCGGAACCAACGCGGAACCAAACACGGAAUCCUUAUAAUUUCGUCAUUCGUAACACGACGGAAUCUUCCAAGAUCAUCCAAUCUUGUUCCUUUUUGGUCUACUGCUUUAUCAUUAGUGAUUUUCUCCCUUUGUUUUGUAUUUUUUUUGAAAGGCACUUUUGUAUGACGUGACAGCAUAUCUAUAAUUCAUGCCUCCAAACGUAAACAAACCAGACAAUUCAGGCGUAACGUCACGCAAUAGUAAAAAGAAUUUUAACUUCCGCCACCCUUUCGACAUUCAAUUCGCUUCGCAAGCGAUGGACGCGAGGCGCAGAGCGUUCUUUCUCUUCGCCAAUCAUUUUCUCGAUAGGUCCGAAAGCGACGAAGAGGAAUCUGACGAAGAAUUCGAGCCCGAUUUCGUUGAUGUUUACGAUGUUCGUAGCAGCGACGAAGAAGAAACUCGUCCAACGUUGUUUGGUGGCUACGAUUACGAAUUUGUGGACAAGGUAUUAGACAGUCAAACAUGUCCGGUGUGUCUUUUGCCGAUGAGGGAUGCUGUACAAACGACAGAGUGUGGCCAUCGAUUCUGUAAAGAUUGCUUGCUUGGGAUUCUGAGGAGUGAAAACCCAGUUUGUCCAAAUGAUCGCCAAAACAUCCAAGCUAAAGGAGGAUUCUAUUCUGAUAAAGCAUGGGCCAGAGAUAUUUUGUGUCUCCGUGUUAAAUGCAAGCGGAACGAGAGAGGAUGUGAGUGGAUUGGUCAACUACGACAUGCAGAGGAUCACCAAAAAAAGUGUCCUUAUGAAGAAGAAAAGUGCGUGGACUGUGGCCAUGACAUACAACGGAGGAAUCUACAGACUCACAAACAGGAGGAGUGUCUGCAGAGAAUGGUGGAGUGUGUCUUCUGCCAGGACAACUACCGCUAUGCCAAUAAAAAAAUACACGAGACUUGCUGUACCCGCUAUCCUCUCAUCUGCACCAACAACUGUGGAGCUUUACGAAUCCCAAGAGAAGAGAUGGACAGACAUAUCUCUAACCAAUGCCCGUUGACGGAAGUGACUUGCCCCUACGCCAAAGCUGGUUGUCCUUUUAAGGACAAGAGAGCUCAUCUAAACAGACACAUGGAGAGCAGCGUGGAUAAUCACUUGUGGCUGACUUGGUAUUCACUGGUCGAGACGAAGCAGGAACUCGGCAACUUGAAAGAUCUGCGGCAAAAAUACCUCAAGGUACAGCAAGUCAAUGCUAAGCUGACCCAGUCCUCUGCUGAGUUUCGUGACGAGAUUCGCGAUCUGUCGGCGGCUGUGAAGAGGCUGGAAGCACAGAAUGCCAAGCAGGUGAAACAGAUCGAGGACUUGACCAGGAAACUUGAAAGGGGCACACCAGAAGAAAAGGUGUCAGUGGAGAGGCGAACAUUGUCAUCAUCGGCCGGGAAGCGCAUCAAUGACGACAUCAGGAAGUCCAGUACACGUGACUUGGAGUGGAGCGCUGUAAGGAAAAGAAAGUGACUUGAGGGAAAGAAGCCUAAAAAUGAAACAAUGAGAAAGUCAAUUUGGUUUUCUGUUGUUGUUGUUGUUUAAACUACGAUUAACGCGAAUGGGAUAAUAUAAGUGUAAGCCCAUUUUUUAUCUCCUAUUCAUUGCUUAAGAGCGUUUUUUAACCCUUAAUGUUAAGUUGUAGUUCGAGAUAAGGACAAAGAAAGUAGUGAGAGAUCGUCAAAAAACUAAAUUCAAAGGAAAAUUAACCUGAUGUACCUUUGAAAAACAGGACCUCCGAGUCAAGAGCUGGUUGUUAAGGCUAUUAGGAUGAGACAUACUAUACUUAUAUUGGGCUAAACGACAGAAAAUGUUGAGAAAUAUGUCAGAGUGCUGAAAUACUGUAAAUGCUCUAAAGACAGCCAGAACCCCUCAUCACUGUUUCUCAGAAACCUUUUGCUUUCAUUGUUUUGUUAGUGCUACUCAGUAAAUAUCAGCCCAGGUGUUUCGAAGGAUGGAUAAUGGUAUCCACUGGAUAAAUCAUUAAUCAACGAGGUGUCGAUUUUCUCAACACAAUUAUUUACUAGGUAGCGAAAUAGCUGGAAACAUGGUUUUAAAAUUUUAUCUGUGUGUGCACUGAUGCCCGUUCUCUCCCUUCCUCCAUGGAAAAUACAGGCCCAUCAAUGUUCGAAGUACUUUGCUUGACUAAAUUUCUUUACUUUCACAAGGAUACUGCGCACAAGCUUCAGAGGGACUUUGACCUAAUUCAAAAAAUUCUGAAUAUACAAGACAGCGUUAAAAUUUGAAACAGAAAUUUAAAAACGAUCGUCAAGGUUCACGUUCUUUAAAGAUCUUAAAACUACGUAGAAUUAAUGUACAAAGAAAUGUGUCAAUAACUGUAACGCACGUGCACAGCCAUAGUACUGUUCAUUACAGUAAAACGUUUGUUAAGUGAUAUUCCCGUUUCCGUUGUAGCUUUCUUAAACUCCCUAAUUUCUAUCUUACUACGACUAAUACAAGUUUUGUUUACCGUUAGAAGGGUUACUUGUAAAGCAAGAAAAACGCUUGUCUUGAAUGAAUCAGUACGUUGGGUGGCAGGUUGCCAUGUCUGCCGUAAUACUUAUGCGAGUUCUCUCAGUAUUUCCAUAAUUUAAAAGAAACUCUAAACGGAAAAUACUUAGCCCUGGGCUGUAAGAGGUAUCAACGAAUCCUCAUGCCUGAUCAAACAAGAAUGAGCCCUCGUAAAAGAACAGACCUAUCACAAUAGACGGAAGUGAAACUUUGCAGUAAUUUGCAGAUCAGACAUCUUCAUAGCUCACCAAAUAAAACUGACGACGAAUUUGAA